CAAAACUCUACCAGACAAAACAAUGGAAGCUAUCUCUCAAACCUGCACAAAGAUCAUCACCAACCCAUCUCAGAGGAUAUAUAAAACCUCAUCUCCAGUCACGGCAAUUCCACAAACAAAGCUGAGCCUUAAAGUCAAGAAGGAGAGGUGGGUUGCUGCUGCUAGAUGCGUGGCUUCAGGAUCGGAUUAUGCUGCGGCAAUGGAGCCAAUUACGCCGGAGGAAGAGGAGGAAUUGACUCAGAGAAGAGGGAUAUGUGGUGGAGAAGUAAACAGAGGAGUAUGGGAGCUCUUGGAGUGCCUUGAGAAAGAAGCUAUUAUGGGGAAUGAUGAUGGGAGAGAUCCUAGAGAUUACAAUAGAAGAGCAAAGAUUUUUGACAAGAGUUCUAAGAUCUUCAAGAACUUAAAUGAACAGAGAGAUCAGGCUCCUGUUGAUUACCUUGAGAAGGAAGCUAUCAUGGGGGCUGAUGAUGGGAAGGACCCUAAAGAUUAUAACAGAAGAGCAAAGAUUUUUGACAAGAGUUCUAAGAUCUUCAAGAACAUCAAAGAACAGAGAGAGCAGUCUCCAGAAUGAAUUACGAAAAUGUAGUUUGUUUGUUUUUUUGGUAUGAUAAAUGUAGUCUGUUUGUAAUGAUCUCAUUAGUGGUUUGAAUCGUUUGAUUCCUUGUACCGUUGUACCUCUACUCUUUUUGCAAGGAUCCUCUCAUUGUAACACGAUCCUAAUAAUGUGAUAUUUCUUCUAAGUAUUAUUCAAUCAACCAGAGACUAAUUAUUG
Arabidopsis thaliana (thale cress) is the source of this 772-nucleotide messenger RNA. RefSeq lists its product as uncharacterized. Bases 23 to 571 code for a protein of 182 amino acids. The record is from RefSeq and is marked reviewed. Lineage: Eukaryota; Viridiplantae; Streptophyta; Magnoliopsida; Brassicales; Brassicaceae. The transcript has a single exon.